Molecule: messenger RNA, 2058 nt
Organism: Ziziphus jujuba (common jujube)
Lineage: Eukaryota; Viridiplantae; Streptophyta; Magnoliopsida; Rosales; Rhamnaceae
Product: probable pectinesterase/pectinesterase inhibitor 47
Exons: 3
Coding region: 182-1921 (579 amino acids)
Biological process (GO): cell wall modification
Molecular function (GO): pectinesterase activity; pectinesterase inhibitor activity
Source: RefSeq, a predicted model, not a curated record
UGUCUUUCCUUUCACGUUCCUAUCUAAUAACAGCAAUGUACCAUCCGCUGCCUUUAAUUUCAUUCAUUAUACUUUCCCACCAAACAAACAACCACCCCCACCUUCUAUAUGUAUACACACACACACACACACACACACACACACAUACACAUACACACACACACACAUAAACACUUGGACUAUGAAGAAGCUCCACUCUUCCAUCUUCCUCUUCCUUUCUCUUCUCCUCUUCUUCCUCCUCCCUUCCCUCAUUUCCUCCCUAUCAACAUCUUCAUCAUCACCAUGCAAAUCCUCACUCUACCCAAAACUAUGCCGCUCCAUCAUCUCCUCCAUCGGAACCUCCCCAUCCGAUCCCUACAACUACGGCAAGUUCUCCGUCAAAGAGUGCCUCAAACAGGCUCGGAAAACGUCCCGCGUCAUCCGCCGGUACAUCCACAAGCUCCGCCGCGACCUGACCUUCGCCGAGGCCAAUGCCAUGGAGGAUUGCUACCAGUUCUCGGAGCUCAACGUGGAGUAUUUCGAAUCCAUCUCCGAGGAGUUGAAGUCGGCAGAGUCCAUGAACGAUGAGCUCGUGGACCGGGUUCAGACUAUGCUUAGCGCCAUUGUGACCAACCAGCAGACUUGUUAUGACGGACUUGUGGCUGCGGGAAACGGCGUCGUUCUAGGUGGUGGGGAUUUGUCGGUUCCGCUUGCGAAUGCAACGCAGCUGUACAGUGUGUCGUUGGGGCUGGUGACCAGCGAAUUGGCUCGGAAUCUAAAGAAGCACAGGAAACGAAAUGGGUCGUCGGGUCGGAGUGGGUUUUCGAGUAAGGCUCACCCGAUCCGCGAGCAUCUUACUACUCUCAUCAAGGCUGUUCGAAAAGGGUCAUGCCAUAAAUCAUCAAGAGGUUGCUUUUUAAGAGAAGAAAGGAUUCUUGGCGAAGGGGAAAACAGUGGAGGAAUACUAGUGAGCGAUAUGGUGAGUGUGAGUCCAUAUGGUGCUGAAUCUGGUGACAAUUUCACAUCCAUUGGAGAAGCCAUAGCUUCUGCUCCAAACAAUUCAAGGCCUGAAGAUGGUUAUUUUGUAAUCUAUGCUAAACAAGCAUACUACGAGGAAUACAUUGUCGUUCCAAAGUAUAAGAAGAAUAUAAUGCUGCUUGGAGAUGGCAUCAAUCUCACUGUCAUUACUGGAAACCAUAGUGUCAUGGAUGGUUGGACCACUUUUAAUUCUUCAACGUUUGCUGUUUCUGGGGAGGGCUUCAUAGCAAUAGAUGUAACGUUCAGGAACACGGCAGGUCCAGAAAAGCACCAAGCAGUGGCGGUGAGAAACAACGCCGACCUCUCCACCUUCUACCGCUGCAGCUUCGAGGGGUAUCAAGACACUCUCUACGUCCACUCCCUCCGGCAAUUCUACCGCGAAUGCGACAUCUACGGCACCGUGGACUUCAUCUUUGGCAAUGCGGCUGCCGUCUUCCAAAACUGCAACAUCUAUGCUCGGAAACCGAUGGCCAACCAGAAGAACGCCGUCACGGCUCAGGGCCGUACCGAUCCAAAUCAGAAUACCGGCAUUUCCAUCCACAACUGCACGAUCGAAGCAGCACCGGACUUGGCGAUGGAGUUGAACUCGACUUUGAACUACUUGGGGAGGCCAUGGAAGGUUUACUCUAGGACUGUUUUCAUGCAGUCGUAUAUUGGAGAUCUGAUAACUCCUGAUGGAUGGUUGGAAUGGAAUGGAACUGUUGGUUUGGACACUCUUUAUUAUGGUGAGUUUGAGAAUUAUGGACCGGGUUCGAAUACUAGUAUGAGAGUGAAGUGGGGUGGGUAUAAUUUGAUGAAUGUUACACAGGCUUUGAAUUUUACUUUGUAUAAUUUCACUUUGGCUGAAACUUGGUUGCCCCAAACAGAUAUACCAUACCAUCCUGGAUUGAUACAUGUCAAUUAGAUGGUAUUAAUUAGUUUGGAAAUCAUUAGGUGUUAAUGAUGAUGACAAUGAUUGAUUCAUUUGAUGUAAGUUAAUUGAGUCCUAAGAUUUGUUAUUAUCAGUGACUAUUAUCAAUUUAUGUGAUAAAUUUUAAUUGA